AUGGAUAAUGGGUCAGAGGUCUUCGCGAAACUUCCGAAUCCCAACGCCGGCCCUGCACAUUUUUCCGUUGUUUCUGAGGUCGCCACUCGUGAACUACUUCGCGAUGUAUUCGAUAUUCCUGUUCCUCGGGUGUUGUCUUGGUCUUCCGAUGCAGCGAACAACUUAGUCGAGGCCGAAUAUAUUAUUGAGGAGAAGGCCCCUGGUGUACGACUGGGCUCUGUCUGGAAUCAGUGGCCUCGGCAGCUGAAGCUACAACUAAUAACUCAAGUGGUUGACAUGGAGAACAAGUUGGCCACCAUUACGUUUAACAAGCACGGUUGUAUCUAUUUCAAAGAAGACUUACGCUCACUUGUUGGGGAAGCAGAAGACAUUCAUUCACAGACUGUUGGAUCCGACGUCCUCGAACGUUUUUCUAUUGGGCCGUUGACCACGAACGAACUGUGGAGUGGAACUAGGAGGGACAUGAAUUUGGAUCGUGGCCCUUGGAAAAAUGCGCUCGAAUACACCCGUGCGAUGGGCCACAAUGAAAGAAUAUGGAUCAAGACACAUGCUCUUCCCCGAAUAAACUAUUACCGGCCGAACAAGAACAAAGAGCUUCCCGAAGAUGGUAUCUCGCUCUUGGAGAAAUAUAUGAAUGUCUCCUCCUAUCUUGUCCCCCAACCAAGCGAUGAACCUUCCUCUGCCAACGUUUUUUGGCAUCCGGACCUUCACCUGGAUAACAUUUUCGUUGAUCCAGAUACUUGUCGGAUCACCCGCAUCGUGGACUGGCAGUCAGCGUGCGUUGCUCCAUUGUUCUACCAAUCUGGCGUUCCCAGAAUGUGUAGACAUCCUCGGCCUGUUCGGGAAGGCUGGGUCGUCCCUGGACGACCAGAGGGAUUUGAGAGCAUGAGUAAGGACGAACAGAAGCAGAUUGACGACGAUUUGGAAAGCGAGACGAUCCACAAAUACUACGAGGCGCAGGUGUAUAAGCGAGCGCCUCUUCAUUGGGCUGUGCUCCAGCAACAGGCAAUCCCUAUCCUCCGGAAACCUGUUUGGCUCGUGACCGGAGUGUGGGAAAACCGAGACCUAUUCUUUUUCCGCGAAGCACUCAUGAACAUUACAGAUCACUGGAGCGAGUUUUUCCCAAACGCCCUUUGCCCGAUCGAUUUCAGCAGCGAGGACAUUGAGCUCCAGUCCAAAGAAGAGGAAAACAUCAAUGGGGUCGGUCGUAUGUUGUUACUGUUCCGAGAGCAAGCUGUACUCCCCGUGGAUGGGAUGGUUGAACCCGAUGACUACGAUCUGGCCCGUGAGAAUAAUCGCAAAUUCAAAGAUACGUUCAUUGGGCUGGCGAAGGAUGAAGAAGAAAAGGAGCUGUUCAGGAAUCUGUGGCCAUACCAGGAGUCUGGGAAUAUUUGA
This is a messenger RNA of Aspergillus viridinutans, 1395 nucleotides long. RefSeq lists its product as uncharacterized. The transcript is spliced from 3 exons. NCBI's taxonomy places the organism in Eukaryota, Fungi, Ascomycota, Eurotiomycetes, Eurotiales, Aspergillaceae. The record is from RefSeq and is a predicted model, not a curated record. Gene Ontology annotation, cellular component: mitochondrion. Bases 1 to 1395 code for a protein of 464 amino acids.